Molecule: messenger RNA, 1249 nt
Organism: Hydra vulgaris (swiftwater hydra)
Lineage: Eukaryota; Metazoa; Cnidaria; Hydrozoa; Anthoathecata; Hydridae
Product: beta-2 adrenergic receptor
Biological process (GO): adenylate cyclase-inhibiting serotonin receptor signaling pathway; chemical synaptic transmission; G protein-coupled receptor signaling pathway, coupled to cyclic nucleotide second messenger
Cellular component (GO): dendrite; plasma membrane
Molecular function (GO): G protein-coupled serotonin receptor activity; serotonin binding; neurotransmitter receptor activity
Source: RefSeq, a predicted model, not a curated record
AUGGUUUAUAAAAACAAUUGCAAAAAAACUAUUGAACAAAAAGAAGAUGUUUCUUUAGGUAGAAUUGUGGCAGAAUGUUGCUCUCUGCAAGAAAUACUUUUUAAAUGUAUUUCUUGCAGAGAGCAAGAAGAUAAAAAUUUAUCAAGAUUUGACGAUCAAAAAGUUGCAAAAAUGAAUAACACAAUAGCUUUAAAUAUAGAAGAACCUUUCAAAUCAAUAUUGAUUUUAUCUCUUUGCUUGCUUUCAGUAUCUGUUGUAGCAAUUAAUGGUGUAAGCUUAAUUAUUAUAAAAGAAUCACUAAAAAUGUCGACUGCUCCUUCGAUGUAUUUUAUAAUCAAUUUAUUGAUAGUGGAUAUAGUACAAGGAAUCUUUGUAAUUCCAAUUUACGCCAUAAAAAAACUAAAUAACCAAAAUAGAUUUUGGGAUGGUAUCAUUUGCAAUUCUUUUCGGUUUUUAUACAUGACAACAUACUAUUUGUCAAUAUUUUCCGUUUUAUUUAUAGCUGUCGAUAGGUACAUUGCUAGCACAUAUAUUUUUAAAUAUAAAACAUUGAUUAAAGUUGAAAAAGUAAGAUUUAUUAUAAUUGCUUCUUGGAUUUAUGUUAUAGCACUUUGUACCAUUCCAUUUUAUCACCGCAAUUCGUCAAAAGUAAACAUAACUCGAAACAUUGAUUAUUGUUUAUAUCGUCAAAAUAGUUUGUGGACAACAGCAAUGCUUUUAAUUAACUGUUUUUUGCCGUAUUUCAUAAUAAUGUAUUUAUAUAAAUGUAUUUAUAAAAAAUUUCUAAGUUCUGAAAAAGAAUCUAAUAUUAGAACAGUUACAUCCGUUCGGUCCCAGCAGAGUCUUAAACAAUUUGAAGAACAAUCAAAAGUUAACUCAACAUUUAAUAAAAAUACAAAAAUAUCAGAACAAACAAAAAACAUUCUGAAAGUUUCUAUUUUGAUAUCAAUUUGCUAUGCCAUUUGUUGGACGCCAUCGGUUAUUUAUUAUGUGCUAAAUAAAUUUUGUCCUGAGAAAUGCUUUACAACAACAUAUAUAAACUCAGUUAAUCAAACCUAUUUAGAAUUUGCAAUAAAAUACUUUGGAUUUUUAAAUUCUCUUGCUGCACCGAUGAUCUACUGUUUUUCCUUAAAAAGAUUUAGAUUUCAGUUUCGUAAUUUAAUACAAACUUAUUUAAGUGAGAAACGGUUACCUAGUAUUUAAGUUAUUGUUAAAAGUAUGCUUAGUAAUAAAUUUUUAAUAAAACUUA